Molecule: messenger RNA, 2737 nt
Organism: Doryrhamphus excisus (bluestripe pipefish)
Lineage: Eukaryota; Metazoa; Chordata; Actinopteri; Syngnathiformes; Syngnathidae
Gene: xpnpep3
Product: X-prolyl aminopeptidase 3, mitochondrial
Biological process (GO): proteolysis
Cellular component (GO): mitochondrion
Molecular function (GO): manganese ion binding; metalloaminopeptidase activity
Source: RefSeq, a predicted model, not a curated record
UUACACUACUAGUAGUGACAUUUGGGGUUAUUUGUAUUCAUGUGUAAAUAUGAACACGAAAAAUGCCCCCUUACAGAAUACUUUUAUGUCUGACGUGAACUAUAGACUUCAAAGAGGUUUUUGCAUGGACCAAUCAGAAUAACGUAUGCUGGAUAAACCACCUGGGAGACAAAACUCAGGACCUCAAUUCACGGAAGUACUUUGAGAAGACAGUUAGCAACCGGCUAGUGAGUAAUAAACGACAUGUGUCUGUGACCUGGGUGCUCGAGAGGCAUCGACCAUGGUGUCCUCCGGCGGUCGUGUGCUCCUCAGGGCUGCUUCCAAACUCCUGUUUCGACCUAGCUGGAGUCGAGGGUGUGUGUGGUGUCCAUGCAGGAGCAUUUCGGUGAAACCAGGAGGUUUGAAACCAAAGACGGUUCCCGCUCGCUACCUGGGCCAGCCGAGCCCUUUCACUCAUCCGCACCUCCUCAAAUGUGGUGAGGUGACACCGGGCCUGAGCCAAACAGAAUACGAACUCCGCCGACACAGACUGGCCUCGCUCAUCGAGGCCCAGUCGGACAGGCUUGGACCGUCGGCCUCCUCCAGCACUCAUGUGCUUAUUGUUUUGUCCCAUCCCACCCGCUACAUGACCAAUGACAUACCCUAUCCAUUCCACCAGAACCAGGAUUUCCUGUACCUGUGUGGCAUCUUGGAGCCUGACAGUGCUUUGGUUUUGUAUGGGAAAGGGCGACCAGACAAGACCAUCCUGUUUGUCCCACGUCGAGACCCAGGCAGGGAGCUGUGGGACGGACCGCGGUCAGGGAAGGAUGGAGCGGCUGCUUUGACCGGCAUAGAGAGGGUUCACAGCACAGAAGAACUGGGUCUUAUCCUCAAAAGCAUAAAAGGUUCAACGCUGUGGUACGACAGCCCCAAUCCAUCCCACCCUGGCCUCCACCAAGCACAUGUCAGUCCCCUCCUGGAGGCGGGGCCCAUGCCACGCCCCCUCAGACCCCUCAUUCAUUCCCUCAGGGCCAUUAAAAGCUCAUCAGAGGUAGCCCUCAUGCAUGAGGCAGGUCGCAUCACAGCGCAGGCGUUUAGGAGGACAAUGGCUCUGUCUCUUGGAGAUGUGGAUGAAUCUUUGCUCUUUGCCAAGUUUGAUUUUGAGAAUCGACUCCACGGUGCUAACUUCCUGGCAUAUCCACCGGUGGUAGCUGGAGGGAAUCGUGCCAAUACCCUGCACUACAUCAACAACAACCAGAUGAUUAAGGAUGGUGAAAUGGUGCUUCUCGACGGUGGUUGUGAAUAUUUCGGUUAUGUCAGCGAUGUUACCCGAACGUGGCCGGUAAACGGGAAGUUCAGCGCCGCUCAGGCGGAACUUUAUGAAGCCGUCCUGGAGGUCCAGCUCUCCUGUUUAUCUCUGUGCUCCCCCUGUGUCAGUCUAGAUCACAUCUACAGUACCAUGCUGGCCCUCUUGGGAAGACAGCUCAAGCGUCUGGGCAUCGUCAAGGCUGGUACCGGUGAUGCUGAUGUACUGAAGGCUGCAAGGCGGUACUGCCCCCAUCAUGUCGGGCAUUACUUAGGCAUGGAUGUCCAUGACACUCCCGAACUGUCCCGCUCGCAGCCUUUACAGCCUGGAAUGACCAUCACCAUAGAACCAGGAUUGUAUAUUGCUGAGGACAACGAGCAGGCCCCGGAGCGUUUCCGCGGCAUCGGCAUCAGGAUUGAGGAUGACGUGUUGAUUCGGGACGAGGGGGGCCCGCUGAUUCUAUCCGCCGACACCCCAAAGACCAUCCCUGAUGUGGAGCUGGCCUGUGCCCAAAGAUAGGGCAGGGCUGUGAUGGCGGACACCCCUCAGCUGAUACAGGUACAUGGAUGAUGGCAGCACAAUAGUCCAACUUUUGUUUGCAUCAUGCAGUCAUCACAUUUACACAAAAUACCAAAACCUUGAUGACUACUAUGAUUUAUCUGGACAAUGGCGCUGUCUGAACACUAGCUGUCAUUUUGGGGUCUUGGCUUCUACCUAUGGGAACAUCAUAUAUUCUUAUGGUUCUAGCACUGAACUUUGAAUCCCAGUCUAGAAAUAUUUAUCAUUUGUCAUCCACAAUACGGUGCCCUUACAGACACAUUGCAUUGUUUUCAGGUCUUCCGUCCUGUUUAUGCACACAAAUCCUGACUAAUAACACCCACAUACCGUACCAAUAGAAUGAGUUGACCUGAAAAGGAUCUGUAUAUAUUGUAUGCAGCUUUAAAAUAUUUCUAAAUGUUAAUAAAUUAUAGUUUAAUCCAACAGAAAACUACCUUUUGAGCAAAAUCUAACUAUGUAUUUGUUACCUAGUAAACUAAAAGAUGCAAGCCAAAAAGUACUCAAGCGUUUACAUAUUUUUGCGUUUUGAGCGUUGACUUGAUUGCAAAGGUUUUUUUCGUCACUUCCAUCCAAGAACGCCAAGCACGGCAAAGACUGCCAGUUGCUUAUCUGGGAGUGUGAAUGUGCUGCAGACACGUACGUGUCUAAAAGACCGUGGAGUGAAAGCCAAGAACACCAAAAGCGUACAAAGUUUACCUUCAAGUGUAGACAUUUAUUUGUUCUUUGAAACCGCUAGUCUUCUUUUGAUAUGUUGUGGUGGAAAAAGUAUAAUACAGGCACAACACCUUGAAUGCUGAGGUGGCCAAAAUGCGACUUUUUAAUGGCUGGUGGCAUUUUGUCAAAGUUUACAAUUAAACCCAAGGGCUGAAGGGGAAAUUGAGGACAAAAGACAAA